CGAUCAGCAUUGACUCGAUCCUCUAGUACCACAUCACUGAGUUCUACCAAACCAAUAAGCCGUUCGAGCACAGCCCUGAACGCUACUGUCACUGGUCGUUCUACAUCCAACAACACAACAAUUCCCAAAGCAGCAGGGAAAAGCAAGCGGCCAGCAUGGGACUUGAAGGGGCGGUUAGAGGACAUGGAGAAAAUGAUGGCCAAGCGAGAGCAAGACAGUCAGAGCCUCCAGGGGAGGCUGGAGGAGGACGAUAAGCGCAUCCGCCUCCUGGAACAGCAAAACUCGCAGCUGUCUGGAAUGGUAGCGAAGGAGGAGGAACUCACCACAGCCAUCUCUCAGGAAGCCAGAACGCUAGAGCGGAAACUGAGAGACGUUGAAGGUGAACUGGAUUCAGCACGCAGAAAAUAUCAGAGAGAAAUCGAUGAAAUCACUCAAGAGUCUCGAGAAACUGAGGAGUCCAUCCGACGGAAAUAUGACAGAGAAAUAGAGGAUUUAAACUUCAAGAUUUCCAGUCUUGAGCGACAGAAGGAAGCCUUGGAGGGAGAGCUGAAGGCUAGUCGUGAGGAGAUUGCUGGGCUGAAGUCUGCUGUGUCACAGUACACCGCUGCUCAAGCUGGCCUCAGGUCUGAGCUAGAAGCUACUCAGGUCAGUCUGGAUUCAUCAGUGAAAAGUGGGAAGCUGAAGGACGAGGAAAUUUAUCAGUUGAAGGAGAUGGUGGCAAAGCAGCAAGGGAAGUUAGACGAAGCUAAUCAGAGGAUGAGGGAACAUGAAACCAUUAGGAGAAAGUUACAUAACUCUAUACAAGAGUUAAAGGGUAACAUUCGUGUGUUUUGUCGUGUGCGUCCAUUGUUGAAUGAAGAGAGGUUGGCUAAUGAAGGGAUAAUCCAGCACAUGUCAUUCCCCGACACAGAUGGAAAGGUGCUAGAGCUGGAUAAACUAGCAGAAACCAACCCAAAUGAGAGCAUGGCUGCCAGCCUGAGACGAGGGACAAACAAGUACGAGUUUUCCUUUGACAGGGUGUUCCAGCCUGCCUCUAGUCAGGCCAUGGUGUUUGAAGAAAUAUCACAACUAGUUCAGAGUGCCUUAGAUGGAUACAAUGUAUGCAUAUUUGCAUAUGGUCAGACUGGCUCUGGGAAAACGUAUACAAUGGAAGGACCGAAUGAUAUUACAGAGGAGAGUAUGGGCAUGAUACCUCGAGCUGUUGGGCAGAUAUUUGAAACGGCCAGAGAGCUGGAGGAGAAAGGUUGGCGGUAUGAAUUCACUGCCUCAUUUCUGGAGAUAUACAAUGAAACCAUCCGUGAUUUACUUGGCAAUGGUAAAGCUGACGUAAAACAUGAAAUCAAAAUGUUGGCCUCAGGAACAAAUGAUGUGAUGGUAUCAGAUCUUACAAUGGUACCUGUGAAAUCAGAGGAGAAGGUUCAUAGUUUAUUGAGGAAGGCCAGUGAGAAUCGAGCUGUGGCAGAAACUAAGUGCAAUGAGAGGUCCUCCAGAAGUCAUUCGGUCUUCCAGCUUAAGUUAACAGGGAGCAAUCAACUGACAGGAGAAAGUUCACAAGGUCUGCUAAGCCUGGUGGACUUGGCGGGCAGUGAGCGACUGAAGGAGUCUGGCUCAGAGGGACAAAGGCUCAAAGAGGCCAAGUGUAUUAACAAAAGUCUCAGCAACCUGGGCAAUGUCAUCAUGGCUCUUGCCAACAAGGAAAACUUUGUUCCUUAUCGCAACAGCAAAUUGACAUACUUGUUACAGAAUUCUUUGGGAGGAAACAGUAAAACUCUUAUGUUUGUGAAUGUGUCGCCAAAGGAAGAGUGCUUCCAUGAAACAUUGUGCUCAUUACGAUUUGCAACAAAGGUGAAUCAAUGCAACAUUGGAACAGCCCAGAAGAAAGUCAAAUGCUGAUUGUGACACAGGCUCCACUCUACUGAGCCCUGUUUUCUGCCUAUGUAAAGCAUGUUUGAUGGACGACAUCCCACUGUCUCUUAGCAAAGUGGUACACAUGCAUGUUUUAUUUUCACGUUAAAGAUAUUUUAAUUAUUUGGGACAAUGCGCAAGUCAGUUGAAUAACAAAAGUGGGAAGGAAAGUAAACAUCAUGCACCCUGCUGAGAUUUGAAAUAUGGUAGAAGUAAUUUCUUUUAUUGUUUUUUAAUAGGCGAGCAGAUUUUGUUCUGCAGGGCAAAAAUUAAGGAUGUGCUGUAAAUAAGUAUAUCAUUACUACAUGUAUUUAUUGCGGUCGUCCGUCCUACUGUUGGUUUAGAUGAGAUUGAUGCAUGGUUUGAAUGGGAACGAAUGUAUGGUCAUGUAUGUGUGAAACAGUUAGUUAUAUUGUACUUUCUCUUUCCUAUUCUUCAGCUUGAUUAUUCUUCCAACACAUGUUUAAAGGCACAAAUAUGAAAAGUAUCUCAGACGAAAGACCAUUAUACAUUGUCUAAGAAAAUGGUUCGAUUUAGUUUUCAGAAUUUUUUCAGUGCAGUUAAAUGCACUUGAAACAGUGAAGUAUAUGGUGGCCUUUUCUAAUCAUAUUGUGACCAGUGAUGUCACAUCAGGUUUUUGUCACCAGACACAUAUGUAGACUGCAAAACUUCUACAAAAAACAUAUACAUGUAAAGGUCUGAAUGUAUGCACUGAAUGCACCUUGAAACAAACCAUUUUAAGCAAAAGUAUAUGGAAGGGACACCAUUGAUGCCCACUAACUGGGUCCCAACAUAUCACUGUAAAAUCAGAUGUUUUAAAAGCUUUUUGUCCAGUUGGGAAAGUUGUAAAAGAAUAAAUCAAACUAUUUUCCUGCGAAGUGUUCAGUGGUCUUUUAAUCUGACAUACACAUCGUGCUAGUGUUUCCAUUACCGUUUAGACAUUUUUGCCAUAGAUGAGCGUGUUCCACAGUCAAGGCAAAACUGUAUGCGAGUCUCCAAAUUAUUAGGCACUGUAAAUAAGGCAGUCUCCAGUCUUCUCGGACAGGUCAGUUGUUAAGACAGAUUCAUAGUAAUCAGUAAAACGUGAUAUAGAGAUUAGUUUAUUGUAACACCAGCUUCAUUGUUCAGUGUACUGCUUUCGAAUAAGCUCUGCUGUAAAUGAUCUUGGUCUUACAAUCUAGGUUUCCAAUGUUUUGCACUAAUCCAUCGAGACUAAAUGUUAAUAAAUAGUUAGUAGGUCAAUUACUGUAACAAAUGAUGUCAGAAGGUUGAUUAGAACCUGUAAAUAUACAUAUAUUUUUUCAGUAGGUCAUAAGCAGUUGUUUUUAGGAAAUGUAUAUCAUAAGUUUACGUUGAUUGUCAACUUUCUGUAUCUUCUGAAAUUUUAAUAAAAGCUCAA
Molecule: messenger RNA, 3304 nt
Organism: Liolophura sinensis
Lineage: Eukaryota; Metazoa; Mollusca; Polyplacophora; Chitonida; Chitonidae
Product: carboxy-terminal kinesin 2-like
Exons: 12
Coding region: 184-1893 (569 amino acids)
Biological process (GO): microtubule-based movement
Molecular function (GO): microtubule motor activity; ATP binding; microtubule binding
Source: RefSeq, a predicted model, not a curated record